AUCAUCAUCCUUCACCAUGGAACGCCAAGAACGUGCCGCUCUUGUGUUUCCCCGGGGCAGUUCAAUGGGAUACCUUUUAGCCAUCGCCAUCCCACUGCUCGUGCCGGGUCGGAACAUCUAUCUCUCGCACAACUUCGAAGCGAACUACGGUGUCCCAUCGAACGAGACGCAGUACUUUCUCUGGUAUCAGCGCUUUAAGGAUAGCGGUUUUAACAUCACCAAAGCGAUCGCAACGAAUCGACGGCGACGGAGCAGUGCUACUCAGCAGCCUGGGCUGAGCCGACGUUACUUCUACGACCAGCUCGAGGAGCGCAUGCAGCUGUACGGGUUCAAUGCGACCGGUUGCAUGGAGCGGCUCAUUUGUGAGAUGUCGGAACUGCCACUCCACGAGCAUAAUGGUGUGUUUGGUGAUGUGCUGAGUGUGAUCUUAAGGCCAUCGUCUUCCGUUCGCGAACCACUGCCCGUGUCGUACUACGAGGCGGAAACGCGAGGAGCCAUUGAGGGAUGCCACCGAUAUCGGGCAUUUUGCCAUACAGAUCUGCUCGGACUGGCAUCAAUUGUGCUGAUGAUCACCCUUUAUCGCUGGCUAGUGAUGUUGGCCGUACUGUCGAUCGCGCUUAGUGACGGUGAUGCCCCAGAGCAUGACGUUGUCAAGAGCCGCCAGAAACGUAUUGUGUUUCCACUGAACGCUGCUAUCGGUAUCAUUUUUGCCAUUGCUGUACCGCUAGGCAUACCGAGCAGGAACAUCUUUAUGUCGUACAAUUUUGAGGGCAACUACAACAGUCCGCAAGAUGCCAACGUCUUUACCGAGGGGUUCGGUAACUACAUAAAAGGUAUCGUGGAACCACUCACCGCACCAUCCGUCCCGGUAGAGCAGUAUGGUAUUAGAAAGCGAAGUGCGCAAGAAAGUGUGACUCGGCCCAAGAUCACACCGCAAGUAACACGAAGGCAGAUGUACAAAAUGCUCCAGAAACAGCUUCAGGGCCAACACUAUCAUGGGAAGAAAUGUCUGAAGCGCAUGAUUUGUGAAGCGGCAUUUCAUCCCUUCAGUGAAGCUAAUGGCGUUGUUGGAGACAUAAUGCAGAUACUGUUAAGUCCCUCGACUUCAAUGGAUGAAUUGCUGCCGAAGGAGUAUUUAAUCGCGGAAGUUGCCGGACAGAAUGGAUCGUGCGACGAGUAUCGACAAGACUGCCCAAAGGAUCCGCUUGAGAUUUGGCUACAUUUUAUCGUCCCCUUGUUGGUGAUACCAUUUGCCGCCAGCGAGAACACAACCGAUCACGAUGGCCCGCUGCAAGAGGAGGGACGUCUGCUGAUCCGUGGCAAACCUGUGCUAGUGUAUCCGGCAACGGCGCCCACCCGUCACCAGCUGAUCGGUGGUAUCGGUGUGCCUGUGCAUGGAAUUCCUCACUCGGUCGUGUUUGGCUGGGUGUUGAAGGCACAGUACUAUCUACCGAGCGUGCCAGGCAACUAUGAGCCGAUCAAUCUCGAGAACUGGAACGAAAGCCGGCGUGCAUUUCCCGAUCGUACACGCCGAUCGAUCGAACGCUAUGAGGUGGAUAAUGUACGCAUCCGGGUGGAACCACUGCCGUUGAAAGAUGUUACGAACAAUGCGGCGCAUGGCGACGAUGAUUACUACGACGAAGAGUUACUGGACGAGGUCAGCGAUCAUGAACAAGUAGUGCCUGGGGAGGGACAGAAGGACUCUGAUGAUGGAGAGCCUAAGGAUUCUCCGGGCUGGUCGGAAACAAACGCACAUCCGGAAGAUUAUAAUGUGCCAAACGGAAGAUGGAUGGUGUAUAAGGCGAUGGAAGGUCUUAGCAGUGGAUAUGGUUAUGGCGGUAGGGCCUGUGUGUUGCGGAGCAUUUGUGAAGCGGCUGAUGUGCAAUUUACCCACACCGGAGGAGUGUUUGCGGAGCUGCUACACAUCAUGUUUAGUCCCUCUACGACAAAAGAACCAAUCUCAGAGCACCGGGACAAUGAGUACUUCCGGGCAGAACAGUUAGGCCGAGCCGGAGCACCCUGUUCUACGCUAUUCCACGAAUGUUCCACUUCCCUGCUAGACAUGUUCUCCGGUGUGCAUGAUCUUCACCCAGCAGCAUCAUCAUCGUUCGAACCCAGAUAA
This is a messenger RNA of Anopheles merus, 2122 nucleotides long. RefSeq lists its product as uncharacterized. The record is from RefSeq and is a predicted model, not a curated record. Bases 17 to 2122 code for a protein of 701 amino acids. The transcript has 10 exons. Lineage: Eukaryota; Metazoa; Arthropoda; Insecta; Diptera; Culicidae.